GGACAUGCAGUCAUCGCCGCUCCACAGCGCCCCGCUCCGGCCUGCGCCUGCACUGCGACGAGAAGCCGCGCGCGCCCGGUGAGCGACUGCCGCUGAAGAGACGAGACCGCUGUCUGCACUCAGCCUGACCCGCGACUGGCAAUGGAGUACGUGAACAACGCUUCGAACAGCUACAGUUCUGGAGACACCAUGAGCAGCUCCUUAGCCAACAUGACCAUCAAGGAUCAGCACCAUCAGGAGAACGGAGUCAAAAUGAAAGUACGUAGCCUAGCUUUCCCCAGUUUACAGCCCUCACUAGUGCAUUCGUUCUCCCCGUUUCCAUUUCCCAUCAUCUUAUGUGCUAACAGGAAGCAGCGCACAGAGUCAGGUCCAUCUGCAGGGGUAAACAACACAUGUAUCAGCAGUGAAACACAAACAGAGGCGCCUGCAGAGAAAGCAGGAGCUGAAGAUACAGAGAGCACCACGAGCAAAGACGAGGGGCAACUCGCAGCAGGAGCGUCUUCAACAGCUCAAGGAGUGAUGGAUAACGGAGAUAAGACUCAAACUGCCACAACACCGACCUCUUCCCCUCAAAGACCGUCCAUAACCGCCAAGGGCACCAAAUCACCCGCAUCCUCCCGAAAUGGCCACAGCUCGAUCCCCAUUAAAGUCAGCAGCACAGGGCCCAGACAGCCCGGAAGCGGUGCAAAGUCUCAGACUCCAGGGGCCAAAACUUCUGCCAGAACUGCAGCUCAACCAGCUCGUGCCAACAAAUCCCUCACUCCAAAAAAUGAAAAAGAUGCCAGGAGUGGACAGAGCAGCCCCGGCACUCCCAAAUCCCCCGCUAGUCAAUCAAAUUCUGCAAAGUCGGGGGCUGAUGCCAACAAAGUGAAGAAGGUGGCUGUGGUGCGCUCCACCCCCAAAUCCCCGGGCUCGCUGAAGAGCCGUCCACCGGCUCCUCUGGCCGCCGCGGCGCCGCUGCCAGACCUGAAGAACGUCAGGUCCAAGAUCGGCUCCACAGAAAACAUCAAGCAUCAGCCCGGAGGGGGAAAGGUACAAAUCCUUGAUCAGAAGUUGGACUUUAGUAAUGUGCAGUCUAAGUGUGGCUCCAAAGACAAUAUCAAACAUGUACCCGGUGGCGGCAAUGUCAAAAUCCUCGAGAAGAAGCUGGACUUAAGUAACGUCCAAUCUCGCUGCGGUUCUAAAGACAACCUAAAGCACACGCCUGGUGGAGGCAAGGUGCAAAUUCUCGAUAAGAAGUUGGACUUGAGCAAUGUGCAGUCCCGGUGUGGCUCCAAAGAUAAUAUAAAACAUGUACCCGGUGGUGGCAAUAUUCAAAUCGUGCACAAAAAGAUCGAUCUGAGCAACGUUACAUCUAAGUGUGGCUCGAAGGACAACAUUCAUCACAAGCCGGGUGGUGGAAACAUUGAGAUCAAAAACGAGAAGCUGGAGUUUAAAGUUCAGUCCAAAGUGGGCUCUCUGGGCAACAUCAGCCACAUUCCUGGAGGCGGGCAGAGGAAGAUUGAGAGCCACAAACUGAACUUCCGCGAGACAGCCAAGGCCCGCACUGACCACGGCGCCGAGAUCGUCUCCUUGGAAGACUCCCCUCACCAGCUCAGCACCGUGUCCUCCUCUGGCAGCAUCAACAUGACCGACUCUCCGCAGCUCUCCACGCUGGCCGACCAGGUGUCCGCCUCCCUGGCCAAACAAGGCUUGUGAACGCGCCCGCCGCACUCCCCGCCUCGACCGCACGACCACGUAGAGGAGUUGUGAUGCCUUCCUCGUUACUUUCACAGGACUUUUAUUUGAUUUUUUUAGCUGCCCGUCACUGUUUAUCCUCCACUAACCUUUGAAUCUCGUCGAGGCGUUGCUAUUAGAGGUCUUAAAAAAGAAAACAGAUUAACCAGUAGGCCAACAUGUAUUGAAUAUCUCUCUGUGGUCUUUGAUCUCUACACUUAAUUUGAACCUUUUGUAAGUGUCCCUUUAAGAGUUAAAGCACCCCAGCAGAGCAAAAUCCUCCCUCUGAGGAUCUCCGUACAUAUCCCGCUAAAUCGUCUAAGACUCGGUUUCCUGUCACAUUGACUGUAAACCCUUUUAGAAGUGUAUCUUAUCAGCGUCACCUUUGACGGGUGUCCCCUUAUUCUUUUUUAUUUAUUUAUUUUUUGAUAAAAAACAGAACCUUGAAGAUGGAGGUUAAUGCAGACUGUUUGUGGGACGGGGGUGGGGGUCCGUUUGUGCUAAAGCAGAGGGAUCAGAUACAGGGUCCGGUGAAGUGGGCGGAGGAACAGUUAGAAGAAAAAGUAGCAAAUAUUUCUCGUCAAGGCAGAAAAAAAAAAAGCUUUCAGACCUCACUGCUGUCUUUGCUUUGCGUAGUCCCGACAUGUGCUGCACCUCGAGCUACUGCAGGAGACUGCGGGGUGGGAGGGGAGGUGGGGGCGGAAGUGAGACCGCAGAGAGAACGGCGACUGAUCGCGUCGCCUUCACGCGACUUUUUACGGGAUGCGCCGAGCUCAGAUGUUCGCUCAGAGCCGCGAGAUCGAGCAGAAAGAGAGAAAUUACACCUAACGGAGGGUUGAGAGAGGCCUUUACCAACGGCAGCUGUGCUGUUUAACUCUUCCCUGCUUAAUAGGAGAAACAUGGCCGAGUGUGCAUCAGAUGGGAGUGAGGGUGAUCUUCAACUUGUUCUAACGGCCAUUGAAACAUUUGUUAAUCGAUAAAUACACUGAAGCAUCAGGUUUUUGUAGUUUUUUUUAAAGUAGCUGGCUCAUUGUUGUGGCGACGAUACUGUAAAGUUGUGCUGUCUGCUGCGACCUGGAGGGUCGUCCUGGUUUUAACAGUGGAUGUCAGCGGUGAUGGAUGACUGAGUCUAAAACACUAAACCCGCCACAGGUUUGACAUUUAAACCAUUAGAAUCGCAGCAGAGAGCACGAGCACUCCAAACCAAAGCCCGAGCGGUGACAUCACCGUCACCACCAGCUUCCAGUGCCAGUUGCACGGUUACAGCGUGGUGGCACUUUCACAGGUUCAAACUUCCACUGCAGAGGUGUGCUGCAGCACGCUGGGAACAUUUCACCUUAAAUAUGGAAGUUAAAGGGCUGGUCGAGCGUUGUAAGAACACUAAAGCUAAAUAAUGAAAAUUUUAAAAAACAAUGUCCAAAAGUGUGAAAACCCCACAUUUCUUUUUUUGUUUUAUUUGACUUAUUUAAGCUGGUUUUUGUUCCCCGCUGUUUCCUGUUCUCAGCUGACCGUGUGAGUCAUUCGGCUCAGAAUGAUCAAUUAUCUGAGCUCGGUGACGAAGCGAGGGGCUGCUGCCUCUCCGCGGUCUCAUUUCUGGCGCUCUCCCCGCGUCGUAGGUGAGGGAGGGGGAGGGGAGCGUUACCUGGAUUUAAAAAAAUACAGAAAAAAGACGACGUGAAGAGCUAGAGUAGAGACUUUGUGUUGGGCACAGUUUUAUAAUCGUACUCUGUGGAUAUAUGACAUGUAUUUGAUAUGAAGAAACAUUUGUAUCGUGCCUGCUACUGUCAGUGUUCUUUUUUUUUUACUGCUCUGUGUAAAUGCGCUACAGCUUGAGGAGGGAAAAUUAACCUUAAAGUGACAUUUUCAUAGCUAAACUGUGAGGAGGAUGCUGAGUACAGUAUUUAUGCACUUACAGGUAGGUAGACUAAAGUUUUCACAGCGGUGACACAAACACCGAAAACGGCUGUUUUACUGUUAAUGGAUCAUUUGUACGGAGAAGAUUGUGAUUGUUGCACGGCAGGCGGACGGUGGACGGUGAAGACCUCGUUAGGCAGUCUGUAUCCAACACACAUGCACCUGAAACACAGGACUGAUUAGCUGGUCGUGUUUCUCGCUCCCUGCAAAGUAGCAAAAGUGCACUUCGUGGCAAAAGUUUGUGGACGCAUGAGAGCUUAUCUGCUGCAGAUUUUUUAGCGGUAGUCCAAAAGUCACGAGCGAGGCUUGAUGAGCGUCACAGGAAGUGUUUGGUGGGCCAGAGGAGACCUGAACGCCACAGCACACAGUGGUCCCAGAUGACAAAAAGAAACCUCAGACUUGGGCCGGAUAUUACUUGCCAUUUGGGUUUUGGUGCUUUCUCGGAUUCAUUUGAUGAGCCGUUACAUUUAACUAUGACUCAGUGUUUAAAUAACUUUUAGAAAAUGUGUCUAAAUUCUCAGUAAAUAUUGACCAAAGGACUGAACAGGAAUAUUUAGAGGAGGCGAUUAUUUCACUGCCUUCAUGGUGCUUUAGCCACAGGCGCAUCAUUUGGCCCUAACAGCCAGCACUUAUUUCCACUGUGAGGUUUGUUGUUUGAACAUGGAGGCAGCCUCAAGUGGCCAUCAGAGGAACUGCAGGUUUUGGCACUGGGUUUUGGCACCCGUCAAAGUUACUAAACGAUAGAUAGACCUGCCUUUUAGCAACAAAAGUGCCCGAGUAUCAGAUGAUCCCUUUUAAAUGGUUGAGCCAGACAGGUGCAUCCACUUACUUUUGUCCACGCGGUGCAUAUGUGGUCACGUUUUUGUGUUCUCCAGCUGGAGCCAGGUUAAGACGUUCCCCUGCAAACAAACCCAGUUCAUGUGCUCAGAGACAUCCCGAUGUGGUCCCCCCGCUGAUUCAUUAGUCGCAUUAAAAUGAGUGAAACAGCUUCUUGCAUGCAGCUCAUGUAAGAGACAGCCGUCUGCUUGUUGCCCCCCUUUCACAAAGCGAUCUCUCUGUAUAUCCUGUUUAUAUUUGCUCUGGAACUGGACGGAUGUACCAAUUCUUCUUUUUUUUGUAUAAAAAAUGUGCAAUUAAGAGUCAAAAGGUCACCGACUUUGCUGUAAGGUUUCCUAAACGAGCAAGCACACGAAAAGCUUGCAACAUUAUCUGCAUGCUAAACUCUCUUUAGUUCCAGGUCCAUGCUCGUCUCCGCGUGCAAGACGGACGCGAGCACCCAGGGACGGGAGCCGAUCUCCGAGAGGUUUCCACAGUAACAAAACUCGUCACCUUCUUUCGUUUUUGUUUUCCUCUCUUCGGGGUUACUUCUGACGCUGUACAGUUGUGGAAAUGUGAUUGUUCUCGUUAUUGUGCAUUUUCUCAAUAACUGGUUUAUGAUGAUUCUUGUUGCUGUAUAUGUGUAUUUGAAAAUAAAUGCUAUGAAGUCACCGUGAUGGUGAAGGAGUGCAAAAAAAAUCACUCCCAGAUCA
This is a messenger RNA of Pelmatolapia mariae (spotted tilapia), 5159 nucleotides long. It is a transcript of the gene mapta, whose product is annotated as microtubule-associated protein tau a. Gene Ontology annotation, molecular function: microtubule binding. Bases 142 to 1698 code for a protein of 518 amino acids. The record is from RefSeq and is a predicted model, not a curated record. The transcript is spliced from 16 exons. Gene Ontology annotation, biological process: neuron projection development; microtubule cytoskeleton organization. NCBI's taxonomy places the organism in Eukaryota, Metazoa, Chordata, Actinopteri, Cichliformes, Cichlidae. Gene Ontology annotation, cellular component: neuron projection.